Prorocentrum cordatum is the source of this 1497-nucleotide messenger RNA. The record is from the annotation of a GenBank genome assembly. Lineage: Eukaryota; Dinophyceae; Prorocentrales; Prorocentraceae.
AUGGGGAGCUCACACAGUGCACCUGGCCAUGCGCAAACGACGCAGUCGAUGACAUUAGACAAAGCUGAUGUGCGCUCUCAAUGUAUUCUCACGGAUGGGAAGCUCUCUGUCGUUUCCAAGGGCGUAAAAGUUUCUUUAUCCAACGACCUUGGCAGGCGUGUGCUGUACACCAAGCUCACUGAGGACCACAAUAUUGUGCCGUGGGCAGCUCUUGGCGACAAGAAGGUCCCAGUAGAAGCCGAAGUACGAGAAUGUUGGCGCUUCGUCGACACAGAUACAGUUCUGGCGUUGGCUAUGCGACGCUCGACAGAUUCGACCGACUCGACCGUGAUGGCGCUGAUACGUCGGGAUCGUGGCUACAUCGAUGGCUGUAAAAUAUGGCUGGUCGAGUUUGAUCUCGAUGGGAACAAGAAACAUGAAACUGACCCCAUUGACGAGAAAUUUGCGUAUUGGCGAUCUGCCUCGAGCGAGUUCCACCACGCACAUCUCACGGCGAACGCCGCAGGCGAGGCGAUAGCGCUUUUGGCCACUCAGUGGUCUCGCAUGGCAUUCCAUCUUGUCCGAAUGAAUUGGAUCAAGGUCGACGUAGACUUUGACCGAAACUAUCGGUGCAAUUAUGUUUGCAUGCCAAAUUUGCUGGAACACGACUUCAUGCUUCUGUGUGAAUCCUGCAGUCGGCUGGGUGUUGGCUCUAAAUCGUAUGAGCUUGUUCGAUUCGGCCCGCUGAUUGGUUCCAGUCCAAUAACCACUUCUCUAGCAAAGCGGAUGGCGAUCGGUGACGACAGUGAUGACGCAAUGUGCUGCGACGAAAGGGGGAAUUUCGUCGCAGUGGCGGAAGGCAAAGGAAGGGUGGUUGUGCGUGAGUGGCACGAACUCUGCCCGCUGUUUAUCGUGGGGCCUCCGCAAGACCUGCACGUCAAAGCCAUUGGCCUCUUGCAGAACACCGCGACGUUGUUGAUCCGGUAUGGCGCAAGUUCACUCACAGCGCCCACGGAAGACAAAGUCUACAGAGGAGUGUUCCCGAGCCUCGCGUUCUCGUUGGGGCACGUGCGCACGUUGUGGGGCCGUGCGCUAUCCAACUCCAACGCGCCCCAAGAUCAAGACCUUCUGCGCAACAUCGUGCGGCUGCAUGAAGACAUUGAAGGCAUGUAUGCACUGAAGAGCAAAAUAGCGUGCUGGCUGAACAGCGUUCUGCUCAAUCGGGUCCAUGCGUCUCGCGGCGACGCCAAACACGGCGACCGUGAGUCAAUUACCUUCGAGCAUUUGAACAUUGCAUUGGAGGGGAAUCCAGGAUGUGGUAAGUCGACAGUGGCCCGACUGCUUGGUCAAUUGCUAUCUAACUCUGGCAUAAUUUGUCCACAUGCCAAGUUUAUUGAGGCAACCAAGGCUGACAUGGUGGGCAGGGCUUUGGGAGAAACCCCUCAGAUCAUGACGGCGUUUUUGGAACGCUGCAAGGGGAACGUGAUCUUCUUCGACGAGGCUGACCAGUUCUAUUGA